This is a messenger RNA of Phytophthora sojae, 786 nucleotides long. RefSeq lists its product as hypothetical. Bases 1 to 786 code for a protein of 261 amino acids. NCBI's taxonomy places the organism in Eukaryota, Oomycota, Peronosporomycetes, Peronosporales, Peronosporaceae. The transcript is spliced from 2 exons. The record is from RefSeq and is a predicted model, not a curated record.
AUGUAUCAACGCCUGCUAUCGUUUCUCAUUUCGUCAUCGGUGGCUUUAUUUUCUAACGCACAUACCUGGAUUGAUUGCCUGGAUCUCAAUUACACGAAAUUAUCAGAAGAAUACGGAAGUUUCAUGCAGUCUACUUCUUCUGUUAUGAAUGUUUGUAAUGGUUAUGGAGAGGGAUACCCUGGACGGUACGGAGGAACCGACAUAGAUUCCGUUUAUACUCAUAGGAUUGUUCAUGAUGAUGAAGUUCUAGGCGUGGAUGUAUGUGAUGGAGGUAGACUAGAGUCAGAAUACUCGAGAGGACAGAACGUUUUGAAAGUGGAACCCGGCAUGCGUGUGUACUAUGGGUAUUUGUCGAACGGUCAUGUAAGCAUAGACGAACUGGGUCAGAACACCUACCACGGAGUUUAUUGGUCUGGUUCUAGUUCUUAUCGUAUUAAUUCUACAUUGCAAAUCGACAACUCUACUCUCAUAGACGGAAAAGUACUACCAUUCGAUGAUGGAAGAUGUGGUGGUAAUGAUCAGAUAAGCGUUAGUAAUGGCUACACACGUAUGGAUUCAGGGGUUCCGUGUAUCGGUUAUUUCGACGUACCUGAUGAUACUGACUCAGGAACUUACGUUUUGGUGUGGUAUUGGAGGAUGUACUUGUUGAACUCAGCAGGUGUUAAAGAUCAGACACUAUUCUCGUACGAAGACUCUUUGCAUAACUCCAACGAUAGUAGUGCGUGUAAUCUGUUACCCUACAUGAACUUUGAAGGCCUGCAUAUUUCUAACUCUGACCGUUUUUAA